AACAAAGCAGAGCAGAAUCAGAAUCGACGAGUGAGAGCUGCUUGUGGUGCAACUUGCUCAGUGCCAGCGCGAGUCGUCUUUUGCUUCAGUCGCACAGCGUCUUGAGGAGCGUGCCAUCGUCGGGGUAGACUGUGAUCGGUGUGUCAAACACAAUGAAGGGCCUUCUGGGAAUGGUGGCUGUGGCCCUUGUAGUGGCCCUAGCCAGCGCUGAUUCCGGCGCUGAAACCGAAAAUUACUGCUACCACGAUGUCUCGGUCUCCUGUAGUGCGGGUGCGGAAGAGUCUUCCUCCACCAACUGCAAUGCAGUCUACGGCAGUGCUCACAAUGUCAUGGAAGACAUCUCCAACUACGUGAACACCCACAUCACUCGUAGUUUCCAAUAUCUGUUGAUGUCAACACACUUUGGCAGCUAUGAGGCCAACAGACCAGGUUUUGAAAAGCUCUUCCGUGUUCUGUCAGACCAGGCCUGGAAUCAUGCUCAGGGUUUGAUCAAGCAUAUGACCAAGCGUGGUGGGAAAAUGGACUUUGAACACCGUGAGGAGGACAAACUUGCUGAGCGCAACCCCAAGAAGGCCGUGUAUGAGCUGCGUGAGCUUGAAGGCUUGGCCCGUGCUCUGGAUAUUCAGAAGUCUCUUGCUAAGCAGGCGUUCAACCUUCACAAGAAGUCUAAGGAUCCUGAGCUGAACCAGUAUCUGGAGGAGGAAUUCAUUGAGGGUCAUGCUGAUACCAUCCGCAACUUGGCUGGCCACACCACUGACCUGAAAAGCUUGUCGAAGGGACCUGAUGCCAGUCUGUCUGUGUAUCUUUUCGAUGAGUAUUUGCUGAAGAAGUUGAGUGGUUAGUCAUCUUCUCUAACCCUUGUUAAAUAACACAUUUUUAAAAAAAAAAUCUUGAAGGAAGGGGGAACAAGUUCUUUUUAUAUUCAAGAUUAGUCUAUCAUUUCUUGAUUACUAUUUUUUGAGAUUUGAAAUGAUGUGAGACCAAUAUGUUGCACACUCUGGUUGAGAUGGCCAAGUGUCUUGAAUUUUAAAUUCCCCUGUGAAAUGCUAAAUUUCUUCAUUGCAUACUCUAGCUUAGGUGGCUAAGUGUCAUCAAAUUUAGCAAUCAAAAUUUUCUUACCCCUAAGUGGUCAAAAUAUUUUCCUUCAUUUUAUCUUUGCACACUCUGGUUAAGAUGGCCAAGUGGCUUUUUAAGUCAUUAAUAUUUUGUGGUCAUCAGUCUUAGAGCCAUUGUGUUCAAUAGCCUGAUGAACAUUGUUUCCUGGUUCUGUGAUAAGAGUUAAACCAAGUGAUGCUGUGUUAAAAUAAUUUGUAGAGCAAAUUGCAGUGUAUUUAUUAGUUGCCAUAAAGAAAUGACUUUGUAGUACUUGUGUGCGUGGAGAAAUUUGCAGCUAGUCUCCCAAGAUUCAGUAAUUAACAGUAUAUCAUUUGUUUAGAAAUUGUACGUUUUAGUGAUAAGUGAAUUGUGAAGUGAACAUAUUGUGUACAUUUUUAAUAAAACCUCAGUUUUCAAUAUUAUUGA
Molecule: messenger RNA, 1521 nt
Organism: Frankliniella occidentalis (western flower thrips)
Lineage: Eukaryota; Metazoa; Arthropoda; Insecta; Thysanoptera; Thripidae
Gene: Fer2LCH
Product: soma ferritin
Exons: 5
Coding region: 153-842 (229 amino acids)
Biological process (GO): intracellular iron ion homeostasis; iron ion transport
Cellular component (GO): cytoplasm
Molecular function (GO): ferrous iron binding; ferric iron binding
Source: RefSeq, a predicted model, not a curated record